AUGCACAAGUUAAACACGCUUUUCUCCACCUCGCACACGAUUUCAACUGGCAUUACCGCCGCAGCAUUUGAAUUCUGGGCAUCCUUAGGUGUGGUCGCCUUGGGUUAUCGUAACUAUUAUAUCGCGCAAAGAAAGCUCAAAAUAACUGAAAAUAAAUUUACGAAACCGCCGCCCUCGGCUUUAAGGUUCAUAACAUCUCCUCAACUAUUUGCGCAAUACCACUCCAAACCGAACCCGUAUGCCAUCGCAAAUCCACGCGAUGCGAUUUACACCAUUGUCGAGGGCGCUUUUAACGCGGUGUGCCAGCAGUUUAAGGAAGUGAUAUUUUUGGCUCGGCUGCUACGAAGGGGGUGGUGCCUCGGUUUAAAUAAAGCGUCGCGGUUUUGCAUUAAAACCUGUAUGGGCACGGGAGCACUCGUUACCCGAGAUAAUGGGGUUUUACCAAGAUAUGGCGGUUGCCGUAUAAGGCGAGGAGGUUUUGAUUAG
This is a messenger RNA of Pyricularia grisea, 486 nucleotides long. RefSeq lists its product as uncharacterized. The transcript has 4 exons. The record is from RefSeq and is a predicted model, not a curated record. Bases 1 to 486 code for a protein of 161 amino acids. Lineage: Eukaryota; Fungi; Ascomycota; Sordariomycetes; Magnaporthales; Pyriculariaceae.